Molecule: messenger RNA, 1518 nt
Organism: Drosophila eugracilis
Lineage: Eukaryota; Metazoa; Arthropoda; Insecta; Diptera; Drosophilidae
Exons: 4
Coding region: 220-1359 (379 amino acids)
Source: RefSeq, a predicted model, not a curated record
CCCGAUUUUUGGUUCACAGCAGAAACAAAUCCACACCGAAACACAUAGACACAGCUGUCAAAGAAUAACAAACAAAAAAAUAUUAAAAAGUUUAAAUCAAAUAAAAACAAGCACCUCUCAGUGAAUGCUGCUGGUGCAGCUCUCCAUUUUUAGAAAAAAAAUAAAUAAAAAAUAAAUGAAUUACCCACAAGAGACUAGUUAAGAACCAACUACACCAAGAUGAGUAUGACAGAGAUGAUGCGGGGCAAGGCUAUGCCGGAGGAUAAGAAGAACGACAUCUUGCUGGCCCAGCAUGAGUUCGCCAACGUGCGAAUGGUUCAAAUUGGCUGUGUUCUGAAUGUCCUGACCGAGGCCAUUGAACGGGUGAAGAUCUCGCUGAUCCUACCGAAGCUGCUCAAUCAUCCCAAGCACCUGGCAAUGGUUCUGAAUGGCACCAAGUACGAGAAAGCCGUUCACCUGGUGGAGUCCUUUGUUCGUCGCAGGGAGUUCAUUUUGCGGGAGAAGCGUCCACCGCUGAUGGACCACGGCAUUAUCCAGAUCAUCGACUUCUUCCAGCGGAACAGCAAGAUGUACCACCUCUUCCCCAGCUACUGCAACCACAUGAGUGUUGAUGAAAAGAAGCUGCUAAUAGCCUUCCAGAUGCUCUAUGAUCUGGCAAAGGACCGCUUGUACAAGACAUCCACUGACGCCAUCUCACUGGAACGCCAACUGCAUGCUGCGUACAAGCAGAACGAGAUGGUGAAAGUGCAGGUGGAGGAGCUGCGCAAGAAGAUCCAAGAUCAAAAGUUAGCCACCGCGGCGCGGAUAGAUGCCAAUGAGGCCUACCUCCAGGACUACGAGAACAUCCUCAUGAAGAAGAAGCGUGAGAAGAAUGAGCGUAUCCAGAAGGAAAUAGAUCGUUGCACUCGCUUGGUCAAGGCCACUAAAAAAUCCAGCCUAGAGCGGCAAGUCGACUUGGAAGAAAAGCUAGAAAAGACUCGCAAGAACUAUACGACGGCGACCAACACCUAUUUGAAACAGGAGAAGGUGUUCCGCGAGGAAAAAAACAAGCUGAUCCUGCAACUUCAGGCCAUUAUCAAAAAGUACGAUCACACCAUUGGAGAGAAGAUGAUCGAGAACAUGCAGCUCACCGACGAGCACAAGCAGUGCAAGAAGGCCCUCGACGAAUAUAUGGUGGGAUUCCGAAAGGUUGAGAGGGUCUAUAAGCAGAUCGUGGUGAAACGGGAGGAGGAGGAGGCCAGACAUCGGCAGCAUCGCGUCCUCAUAUUCGCCAUGAAUCGCGCAGCCAGAAAGAUCCAGAAAUACUGGAGGAAGUGGAAGAAGCACAUGCGCAGGAAGAACAAGCGAAGCAAGAAAUAAUCCCUGUACAAAUUUAGACAAAUAUCCAAAUUGUCAGUCCAUCUUGAUAAUAGUACCAAAAUUCAAAUUAGAUUGUUAAGUAGCCCAACCUUUGGGCUAUUAGCAUACAAAAAGAGAUAUUCGGUGGUCUUAUCUAUCAAAUACAAAAACCAAAUCUAA